AUGAAGGUAAAACUUGAAGAGGUUCCCGAGGAAAGGGAUUGCUAUGACUGCACUGAGAAGAAAAAUGGAGUUGGAGACGGAAAAGAAAUUGAAGAAGCUGGCUCUAGAAAAAGGAAAACAGUACCUUUCAUCGACUAUUUUGAGAGAGAGAAAGCAGAGAGCAGUCAAAGAACAUCAUCUCAAGGACAGCCUCGCUCAUUCAAAGCACCACGUCUCUAUGGUAACGUUGAUCUAGAUUUGAACGUGGAUCCUAACAUGGAACUUGGCUUUGACCUGAACCGCGAUCCUAACAUGGAGCUUGACUUUGACCUGAACCGCGUUCCUAACUUAGAUCUCAACAUGGAGCCUAGCCUUGACCUGAACCUUGAUCCUAACUUAGAUCUCAACAUGGAGCUUGGCUUUAACAUGGAACCUAUCCUUGUUCUGGACCCUAGCUUAGACCUCAAUUUGGAUCCUACGUUCGAUUUGAAUGUGGACCCUAACAUUGAGGUGAAUCUAGUUGCCGUAUUGUGGUUCAUCCUCUUCUAG
Molecule: messenger RNA, 528 nt
Organism: Microthlaspi erraticum
Lineage: Eukaryota; Viridiplantae; Streptophyta; Magnoliopsida; Brassicales; Brassicaceae
Source: the annotation of a GenBank genome assembly